Anthostomella pinea is the source of this 465-nucleotide messenger RNA. The record is from the annotation of a GenBank genome assembly. Lineage: Eukaryota; Fungi; Ascomycota; Sordariomycetes; Xylariales; Xylariaceae.
AUGCGCAGCUUCUUGCGAGUCUCCACACUACUGUUAGUAGCUCUCUGCGUCGCCACUGCAGCCCAGAACUCAACGGCGACUACACUACAAGCCGUAGCUGUGCCCUCAGCGACGAACGGCGAGAUACACGAGAGCGACCCGGCCGUAUCCAUAACCAAUCUCCACAUUCUCGGCCCGCCCCAAGACGACGAUGACGGGGAGAUCAACUACAGCACCGAGGACGGCGGCGAUGUCGAUCUGCAACAGAAGAAAGGGGGCGACGCCGGCGGAGGUCAUGGGUCCUCAUCAGGAGGCGGACAUGGGACCGGAGGCUCUGGCGGCAAAGGGGGAGGUGGUGCCGUCGUCAUAGGCUCGGGGUCGACGCAUCGUUCAGCAGCAACCCGUCGCGGACGUUGCGCACUACCAUGCGUUCUGAUGGCGAUUGGGAGCCUGGCUGUCGUCUUCUCUGCCCAGUACAUGCUGUAG